CAAAUUACUUGAAUCUGAAUCAUCGUACCUAACCAAAAGCUUCAAACAAUCGUCUAUCGCUCUGUUUUAUUAAUUGAAAAAAAAAUAGCAAUGGCAUUGUUUGGGAGCUCAGCCGUUUCUUCUUCGAAAAAUCUUGUAAGCUUUAGGGCAGGAAAAAUGAACUUAAAGGGAACGACUGUUACCGCAGAUAAACGAAAGGGUCUUGUGUAUGUUUAUCAAAGUGAUGAUUCUUUAAUGCACUUUUGUUGGAAAGACAGGACAACAGGCACCCUUGAAGAUGAUCUUAUUAUAUUUCCUGAUGAUGUUGAAUUCAAGCGUGUGAAUGAAUGCAAAACUGGAAGAGUUUAUGUUCUCAAGUUCAAGUCUUCAACUCGGAAAUUUUUUUUUUGGAUGCAAGAACCUAAAGAAGAUAAAGAUGAAGAGAAUUGUAAAAAAGUUGAUGAUAUGCUAAACAAUCCUCCUACCCCUGGUAUUAGUACAGGGCCUAGUAAUGGAAAUUCUGGAGCUGGACUUCCACCUGCUCUAGCGUCACUUGGGGACCAAAUUGGUGAUAGUAGUCUGCAAAGUUUAUUAAAUAAUAUGGAUCAAAAUCAAUUAAUGCAGCUUCUUGGAAUGACAGGUUUAGGGUCAGGUGAUUUAAAUGGUGGUAUGUCAACUCGUCCAAAUCAAGAUUUAAGAAAUAACUCUGCUCUUUCACAAAGUCGACCACAAAGUGCUGAAGUUGUGAGCAAUUCUACUCCUGCUGUUCCUUUAAAUACUACACCUGUACAAAGAAUUAAUAACACUUCAACACCUGCUGCUUCAGUACAGCUAAGCGAAUUGCAAAAUAUAUUAUCUAAUAUGCAAGUUCCUAAACCACAAGAAAGUGUGGAUUUAUCUUCUUCGUUUUCCACAGAAGCACUUUUACCGCUCUUAGUUGAUAAAGAUGUACAGGCCCGACUUCAACCCUUUUUACCUGCUGUUUCUACUCUGAGGGGUUCGGAAAACGAGUUACGAGAAACGAUCCAGUCGCCACAAUUUAAACAGGCUUUAUCGAUAUUCAGUACGGCUCUUCAGUCUGGUGAACUUGCCCCUCUUAUGCAACAAUUCAAACUCUCGCAAGCUGCUGUUGAUGCUGCAGCAAAAGGAGAUAUAAUUGCGUUUACAAAAGCUCUUCAAGAUAGUGAAUCGUCAAAUAAACAACGCGAUUCCAUAGAAGACAUGGCGUUAGAUUAAUGUGUUUAAAAUAAAAUAUCUAAGACUCGUUUUAUUUCUUGUACUUUUGUAUUAUGUAUUUUGUUAAUAUUUAAGUUGAUGGCAAUAAGAACUUUUAUUUAAAGAAAA
Molecule: messenger RNA, 1323 nt
Organism: Hydra vulgaris (swiftwater hydra)
Lineage: Eukaryota; Metazoa; Cnidaria; Hydrozoa; Anthoathecata; Hydridae
Product: proteasomal ubiquitin receptor ADRM1-B
Cellular component (GO): nucleus; cytoplasm; proteasome regulatory particle, lid subcomplex
Molecular function (GO): endopeptidase activator activity; proteasome binding
Source: RefSeq, a predicted model, not a curated record